AUGUUUUCAAUCUCAUUGGCUAUCCAUGCCAUCAACAUUCCUAUCAAAGAGGAAGCGCCGUUUUUUUCUCUUAUUUCGGGGGGCUUUGGUUAGAGAUGGUCCAUAAUAUACUUUGCCAAUUUUAAAUCUUGUGUUCCUUUCAAGAAUGACAUUCUACUGAUAGUGGAACCACUAUUAUGGCUGAGAUGAGGAGGGAGAGGUAGAGAAGUUGGAAUAUGAUAUUAAUUUUUUGUCAUUUUAAUUUAUCUAGGUGGUUAUUAUUUAUUCAGGUGAAAAUCCACAUCAUCACUAUUUUUGCCAGCUGACACGCGUGUAUAGUCACACUAGGAGCAACAGAGAAAAGGGUGUACGUGAUAGUGGAAUAAACAAAUUUGAAAAAGUAAUUAAAAUAAAAUAUUAUUUAAAUGUAUACCAAAUAAAAAGUUUCAAGUUCAGGGAGGCGAUAAUACUUUUGCUAUUUGAAAAAGUAAAAAACAAUGGAAAUGAAUCGUCACUUCUCUCUUCACUGUCACUCUGCCCCAAAUUCUAGGCCAAAGAAGAACUCAAAGAUAGCGUUUGAAAUUGUAUUUUAGAGAAGAACUCUUGUUUUAGUUGAUAGCGUGUUUGAAGUCGUGUUUGUUGGUAGUGUUUGUGAUCGUGUGUCUGAAAUCGUGGCAGCAACUAUUCCUGAACUGAAAUCAGUAGUUCUUGAAGGUUAGUCCUUUUUCAUGUUGUCUGACCUUACAACUGAAUUUUUCAUCCGAAAUUAUGUACUAUGGAGUUAUUGUUGAUCUUGUUGACGUUAUUAUUGAUUUUGUUAACGUGAAAAUUGUUAAGGUUUGUCGAUAAAUUAAGAUUUUUGACUAUUCAUAAUUUUGUGUUUGUAAUUGUGACUUGAGUAGAUUGCGAUUUAUGUUUUAGUUGUAUAUGUGUACCAAUUGUUGAUAAAUUUGAAUUUUCUGUCUUCCUUCCAAAUUUUUCAAUUUUUAAGAACCAACUAUUUUCUUCAGCUCCUAUUUUAUACUUGUGACAUAAUUUCGAGAAUGUGUGCUUUUACAUAUAUAAUUAUGAGAUAUUACCAUGGUGGAAUUUUGAAUAGAAAGUGUCGAAAAUCAUUAUAUCAGGUUGAAGAAAUCGAAUAUUCGAUGUUGAUAUUGAUAAGAUGUCUUACUUCGACCUAACUAAUGAUAUUGAGGAGUUAGGGUAUACUAAAAGUUGCACAUUUUAUGUUAGACCACCUAGGAGUGAAUUUCUAUUAGAUAUACAAAAUGAUGAGGAUAUUUUUUAACUUUCACAAAACUUUAAAAAUGGAGAUAUUGUUGAGGUCUAUGUUUGUCACAUGGUUGAUGAAUUGGGAGGCCCCAUUGGUUUGUUGGAAUACGCUCCUACCAAUAAGGAAUCUUUUGGUGCUUCUAAUAAAGAAGGGUACAGGGGGGACCAUGAAGGUGAGAGGGUUGAUGAUAUUAAUGAAAAUGAGUUUGAAGCUACAACUACUCAACCAGUAGUUGCACUAAUCAACCUGUAGCUUCUAAAACUUCUUUGAUUGGCGACCCUGAGGUUGUUGCACCUACUCAAUCAUCAACUACUACUACUACAACUGUUGAGCCUGAGACUGAUGCACCUACUCAAUUAACAUUUAAUCCAACUGUUGAAGAGGACUUUUUAGUGCUAGAUUCAGACCAAUCAACUGAAAAUAGUUCAAAUUCAGACCAUGAAGAUCUAUAAAAUGAAGCUGAUGGUGAAUAUCAAAGUGAUGUCCAUGAAGAAAAUAUAAACUCAAGGGUUGAGAAGAUGUCAUACCAAAAGAGGAAGAGAACAGAAAGAGCACCAAAAGACCCUGAAGAAGUUUCAAUUGUUGAAGUUGGUCCAGAUGUGAGUUUUCAUGAGACUGAAUCUGUUGAUAAAAAAGGGAGUGUAGUAGAACAUAAAAUAAGAACACAUGGGCAUGAUUUUUGAAAUUGUUGAAAGAGCUGGGAUUAGGUGAUGGCAGAGAUUAUACACUAAUUUUAGAUAUGCAAAAGGGGCUUACAUCAAUAGCCAAACAUCUUUUAUCAGAGGUGCAGCAUAGGAUGUGCGCAAGACACAUUCUUGCUAACUGGGCAAAAUAUUACAGAGGUUUAGAAAGAAGGAAUCAGUUUUGGAAAUGUGUAAGAAACACCUUUGAGGAAGAGUUGAAGGCAAAUUUGGUUCACAUGGCAUUGUUAGAUUUUGUUGCUGCUGGAUCAAGUAAUAAAGUAGGUACUUGUAGAGCAAUUCCUAAACCUAGAGUAAGGCCAAGAAAGACACCUACUACUACUACUACUGAUGGAGAACCUUCUAAGCUUAAGGGAACACCAAGAAAAACAAAUGUUAAUCUUGAUGCACCUCCUCCUAGGCCUACGGGAAGGCCAAGAAAAACAACAAACAAUGAGGCAUCUGCAAGAAUUUGUGGACCUAUUGCAACAUCAACUAUAGGCAGGGAAAGAGACACAACAUCGGUAAGGGCUGAUACAACACCUGCAAGGAAAAGAGUCAUAGGCAUUGGAAGGGAUGAUAAAACACCUACAAGGGGAAGAGGCAUAGGCAUUGAAAGGGCGAUACAACACCUGAAAGAACUUGUGAACCUAUUGCAACAUCAACUAUAGGUUGUAGACAAACUAUCAAUUCUGUUAAUGUUACUUGGGACCUUGAUUUCAAACCAAGAACUAGUGUAAGGUGGAAAGGAAAAAAAGCAAUGACAUCAAAUCAAUUAGCGAUGAGGGAUGGGAUGAGAGUGAACAAAAGACAAAAAAUGCCUUCAUGAGUAGUUUAACCAUUUUGAUAGUUUUUUGAGAUAAAAGAUGAUGUAAGAUUGUCACUGGGUAAGUUAUUUCACCAAACAAUGUGAUCUUAUUUACCAUGUUUUGAAGUUGUGAUGCUUUAGUUGAACAUCUAUGUUAACUUGAUAUAAUGAUUUUGUUAAUCAACUAAUGUAUGUUACAUUUGCUUGUUUUAAUCCAAUUGUGCUUUCUAUUGUA
Solanum lycopersicum (tomato) is the source of this 2975-nucleotide messenger RNA. RefSeq lists its product as uncharacterized. Lineage: Eukaryota; Viridiplantae; Streptophyta; Magnoliopsida; Solanales; Solanaceae. The record is from RefSeq and is a predicted model, not a curated record.